AUAUAGCAAACAAGAUUCAAACCAUAUUAAAAAACACAUUUCUUUUCUUUAUAUGACAAAGACAAUGGCGACCUCAAGCAUCAAGACCCUUCCAAUCAUGGCGAUUCCAAACUUCAACGUGUGCCACAAGCUCGAGCUCCUCAAAGAAGAUGGCAAAAGCCUAGCCCCGAAACGCCAAGAAGGAGAAAGAGAAGACGAAGAGCUAAGCUACGAGUUCCAAGAGAUGUUGGAGUCUCUUCCUAAGGAGAGAGGUUGGAGAACUCGUCACCUUUACCUAUUCCAAGGCUUUUGGUGCCAAUCCAAGGAGAUUCAAGCUAUCAUGUCCUUCCAAAAACAUUUCAAACCGCUCCAAAACGACGUCGUUAUUGCUACCAUACCAAAAUCCGGUACAACAUGGUUAAAAGCUUUAACUUAUACACUCCUUAACCGACACCGGUUUGAUCCGGUUUCCUCAAACACUGACCACCCUCUCCUUACAUCCAACCCUCAUGACCUAGUACCUUUCUUUGAGUACAAGCUUUACGCGAACGGAGACGUUCCUGACCUUUCCGGUCUAGCCAGUCCAAGGACAUUCGCAACACACGUCCCUUUCGGUUCUCUGAAGGAUUCCAUCGAGAAACCUGGCGUGAAGGUCGUGUACUUAUGUCGGAACCCGUUCGACACAUUCAUCUCCUCGUGGCAUUACACCAACAGCAUAAAGUCGGAGUCGGUGAGUCCAGUCUCGUUGGACGAAGGGUUUGAUAUGUACUGCCGAGGACUGAUAGGGUUUGGUCCGUUUUGGGAACACAUGUUGGGAUACUGGAAAGAGAGCUUGAAGAGACCUGACAAAGUCUUGUUCUUACGCUACGAAGAUCUCAAACAAGACAUAGAGUCUAACUUGAAGAAGCUUGCAAGUUUCUUGGGCGUUCCUUUCACGGAAGAAGAGGAAGGAAAGGGUGUUACGAAGGCAAUCGUGGCGCUGUGUAGCUUCGAGAGUUUAAAGAAGUUGGAGGUGAACAAGGCGGGCAAAUCGAUCAAGAACUUUGAGAAUAGGCACUUGUUUAGGAAAGGAGAAGUGAGUGAUUGGAUUAACUACCUGUCCCCUCCACAAGCUGAGAGAUUGUCAGCGUUAGUGGAUGACAAGUUAGGUGGAACUGGUCUUACCUUCAGGUACUGCUGAACAAGGCCAUGCACGUCUUCACGUUUCAAAAUUAGUGUGUUGAGGGGGCCCUUUCAUUUGAAGUCGGUAUUAAAAAACAACAAAAGUGUAAGCAGUUGGUUUGUUUGGUAUAGACAGAAGAAGAAAACAAUGAAGCAACGUGAACACUAGUUUGUCGAUUUUUAUUAUAAUAAAAACUAUUGUGCUUGUUAUUAUGGGUUUUAAAAAAAAAAUUAUUGUGAUUUAAGUGUUAUCAUGUUAUGGUCUGGGUGUAACUGAAUGUAUCAAAAGAUAUGUAUAAAUACUUCAUGUGUA
Molecule: messenger RNA, 1453 nt
Organism: Brassica napus (rape)
Lineage: Eukaryota; Viridiplantae; Streptophyta; Magnoliopsida; Brassicales; Brassicaceae
Product: cytosolic sulfotransferase 15
Exons: 1
Coding region: 53-1159 (368 amino acids)
Biological process (GO): sulfation
Cellular component (GO): cytoplasm
Molecular function (GO): sulfotransferase activity
Source: RefSeq, a predicted model, not a curated record